Dendrobium catenatum is the source of this 1189-nucleotide messenger RNA. RefSeq names its product NAC transcription factor 47-like. NCBI's taxonomy places the organism in Eukaryota, Viridiplantae, Streptophyta, Magnoliopsida, Asparagales, Orchidaceae. The record is from RefSeq and is a predicted model, not a curated record. Gene Ontology annotation, molecular function: DNA binding. The coding region runs from base 177 to 647 and encodes 156 amino acids. The transcript has 2 exons. Gene Ontology annotation, biological process: regulation of DNA-templated transcription.
ACAAAUUCCCUGCCACCAGACCAACACGCCCGCGCAUCCAUAAAGCGCCCCCUCCCACCUCUCCAAAAAGUUUCAAAGCACCGCUUCAUCCUUCCACCUCUCUCUCUCUCUCUGUCUCUCUCUCAGAAUUCCAGUCGUAUCUCAGCAGGAAAAGCCCAAUCCAUUGGCCUGCGGCGAUGACAAACCCCGCCACUCAGAUGCCGCCGGGCUUCCGGUUUCAUCCCACCGACGAGGAGCUCAUCCUGCACUAUCUCAGAAACCGAGCCCUUGCGUCUCCCUUGCCCGUUUCCAUUAUCGCUGAGGUCGAUAUAUACAAGUUCGAUCCAUGGGACCUUCCUGCGAAGGCGGUGUUCGGGGAGCGAGAGUGGUACUUUUUCAGUCCGAGGGAUCGGAAGUACCCAAACGGAGUCCGGCCGAACCGUGCGGCGGCGUCUGGGUAUUGGAAGGCAACUGGAACCGAUAAGCCUAUAAUCUCAAGGAAUGAGAAUAUUGGAGUGAAGAAGGCGCUUGUGUUUUACACGGGGAGGCCGCCUAAGGGGCUCAAAACUGAUUGGAUCAUGCACGAGUAUAGACUGGCUGACUCACCGAACAACAAAAGUUAUAAGCCUAUCAGACUGGGAGACCAUUCCAUGAGGGUAAGUUUCUAAUCUUUAUUUAUUAUCUCUUAUUCUAAUUAAAUGUUUUUGCAUAAGGACUAGCUAUUAUUUUUUGAAAAAUAUGUUUAUGGAUGUUAUGAAAUUUUGUUUCUGAUCCGUAUGGCAGUUCCUGUUCAAUGAACGGAGCCGAGCAUGUGCUUGUUCAUGUUUAUGUUUGUUUAUUAUCAGCUUGUUCAUGUUAAUUCAAGGUUGAUUCAAGCUUUCUUGUUUGUGUUCAAGCUUUGUUCGUUUAAGUUGAUGGAUGUUCAUGUUUGGUUUGUGUUUGAUUCAUGUUCGAUUCAUUUCGUGCUUAUCGAGCUUUAAACAAAUAUGUUCAAAAAUGAGUUCUAUCGAGCCUACUAACAAACAUGUUUGUGAAUAUUUUUAGCGAUUGUUUCGAACUACGUACCAAACGAGCAUAUUCACGAACAUAUAGAGUGUUUUUGAGCUACCAAAUGAGCCUAUUCACAAACAUAUCUAGUAAAGGUUUUUGAACUAUCAAAUAAGUUUGUACACAACACAUCUAGUAAGUGUUUUUGAAUUACCAAAUGAGC